Molecule: messenger RNA, 954 nt
Organism: Rhodamnia argentea
Lineage: Eukaryota; Viridiplantae; Streptophyta; Magnoliopsida; Myrtales; Myrtaceae
Exons: 6
Coding region: 16-954 (312 amino acids)
Molecular function (GO): protein binding
Source: RefSeq, a predicted model, not a curated record
UUGAAGAACCAUACAAUGGCAAAGAGAAAAAGAGAAGCAACAGAUUUGAAUGCUGCUGAAGUGGGGGACGAAGAUGAUGAGAUAACAACAGCGACGAGAGAGAUAUCGCCGGCGCAUUAUGUGUUCAAGAUCGAGUCUUUCUCUCUGUUAUCAGAGAACGACAUCACCAUGUAUGAGACGAACGACUUCAAAGUUGGUGAUCAGACGUGGAGAUUGAUUAUCUAUCCUAAUGGAGACAAGAGUAACGAGGGAGAAGAUCACGUGUCCCUGUAUCUGACUGUUUCUGAGGCCAAUCCUCUGAAAGUUGACGGGGAGAUAAAUGCAACUGUUAGGUUCUUUGUGUUCGAUCAAAUUCGCGAUGAAUACUUGUUAAGAGAAGGGAAAAACAGGAGGUUUCAUGCAAUGAAGCCCAAAUGGGGUAUUCCAAGAUUUAUGCCGCUCAAAACUUUCAUCAAUCCGUCAAACGGCUACCUUGUUGAUGACACUUGUGUGUUCGGAGUGGAGGUUUAUGUUAUCAAAAGUUUAGGUCUGGGUGAAUGCUUGACGCUAGAAGCGUGUCCUCAGCCUGUUAGUCACAAAUGGAAGAUAUCAAACUUCUCUACUUUGGGGAAUGAUCGCUACUCUGGCAUUUUCACUGCAGGGGAUCACAACUGGAGGUUACAACUCUGUCCAAGGGGUGACCAGCAUAACAUUUACAAAAACAUUUCCGUAUUUCUUUGUUUAGUAGAUUCGGGUGAUCAGAAAGUCAAAGCCACUUAUACCAUUCGGUUAAAAGGGAGAGCUGGCAAGACGCAUCAGAUGACAGGAGGUUUCUAUUGGUUUAGUGGUCCAAAUAAAAAGUGGGGUAUGCCCUCCUUCUUGCCACUGACUACCGUUCAGGAAUACUUAGCUGGUGAUGAGUUUGUCCUGGAGGCUGAAGUGCAAGUUCUUGGCACAGUGAGGAAACUACCAUGA